Messenger RNA from Dunckerocampus dactyliophorus (ringed pipefish), 1826 nucleotides. RefSeq names its product secretory carrier membrane protein 3 (gene scamp3). Bases 294 to 1319 code for a protein of 341 amino acids. Gene Ontology annotation, cellular component: trans-Golgi network membrane; recycling endosome membrane. The record is from RefSeq and is a predicted model, not a curated record. Gene Ontology annotation, biological process: protein transport. Lineage: Eukaryota; Metazoa; Chordata; Actinopteri; Syngnathiformes; Syngnathidae. The transcript is spliced from 9 exons.
UGCGCCGCAGCGGUCACGUGACCAUACCGUCGUCCCAUUACUUCCUGUAUCCUAACCUGUUAUCCUGCGGGGGGAAAAAAGAACAACUAACGGAUACAAUCGUCUGUCCGAGGGAAGAAAAUACACCGUAAUCCUCCUGCCUGUGUGCGCGCUUAUCGUGUGAAGCCGCAAAUAGUUAUUUAACUGCGAGAAGAAUGAGCGGAUGAAUCCCUGUUAGCUGUCGGGCCUUUUUUUUUUCCCUCCCACCCCUCCAUUCCGUGACAUUUCCACCAGCACACUUGACGCCUGUCAUCAUGUCAAAGUACACCAGCUUUCCUGAGCCCAUGGAAGAGCAGAACCCUUUCCAGGACCCUGCGGUGACCCAACACAGCAGCAACACCGAAUAUGCCACACUGGACCUUUACAAUCCAUUCGAGAGCACGGCGGAGCCUCCUCCUCCUUAUGAAGCCAGCUCUCCCUCUGCUCCAUCCAUGCCUGCACAGACCCCACCCAGCCAAACAACGCCUACUCAGCCUAACAACUAUGGCUCCUAUAACACCCAUACCUCCCAGACUGCAGUCAAUGCGACCACGACAGAGCUGAUGAAAAAGCAGGAGGAGCUGGAAAGGAAAGCCCGGGAGCUGGAGAGGAGAGAGCGGGAGCUGCAGUCACACAGCCUGGGGCCAGGAGCCUCCCGUCAGAAUAAUUGGCCUCCCCUGCCUUCAUUCUGCCCGGUCGGCCCGUGCUUCUACCAGGACAUCAACGUGGAGAUCAGCCAGCGUUUCCAGCGUACCGUCACCCUCAUGUACUACUUCUGGAUGUUCAGCACUUGCACUCUGGUCUUCAACCUGAUCUCUUCGCUGGCCAUGUUCUGCGUCGACACUACUGUCGGUGUUGGUUUCGGUCUUGCCAUUCUCUGGGCCCUGCUCUUCACACCCUGCUCCUUCCUCUGCUGGUAUCGGCCUGCGUACAAAGCUUUCAGGAGUGACAGUUCCUUCAACUUCUUCAUCUUCUUCUUUAUUUUCUUUGCCCAAGUGGUUGUGUACAUCAUCAUGACCAUCGGCAUCCCUGGAUGGGGGUUCAGUGGCUGGAUCGUGAGCUUGGCUGCGAUGAAAACAAGCACCCCCGUGGGUGUGAUCAUGAUGAUGAAUGCCGUCCUCUUUACCGCCCAGGCCGCCAUUGGAGUGUUCAUGCUGAAGAAGGUCCACGGCAUGUACCGGCAGACCGACGCCAGUUUUCAGAAGGCCCAGGCUGAGUUCGCCACCGGUGUCAUGUCCAAUCAGGCUGUCCGCCAAGCCGCUGCCAACGCUGCUCAGGGGGCCUUCACUGCACCGCGCUGAUGAAGAUGGACACGAUAGUUCUGGGUGGGUAAGAAGGAGGGGUGGGGCCGCCUUUUGUGUAAUAAAGGAUCAUUUGGGUAUUCAUGUUCCUACUGGUGAUUAGAUUUCAGCAGGUGUGAAACGUGAGUCUCUGUAUUUACCAAACUAAACAAGCAGUGCAUGAGGUUUUGUAACGUCUACACAGUGUGAAUUCUUCCUGGAAGUGUCAACAUAGAAGUGUUCAUGUUCCACUGAAAAGCUGUAAGGAGUUUAGGACAGUCAUAUCAUGUUUGAGUGGCGCAGCACUAGCCUUUCAUGACGUAGUGAUUAGACCCACCGACUUUUAAGACAAACUUGUUUACACGAUCACUUUCAGUGCUACCAAAUGCUACUUUUUUUGUUGUCUUCAACUAACGACUCUUAAAUGAGAAUGCCUAUUUAUGUUGCUGUCAAAAGUGCUCACACACUGUAAAAGAUGAAUGUGUUGCUGGUUCUUUGUUUUCAUACAAAUAUACUGUCAUGCAAGUA